Molecule: messenger RNA, 237 nt
Organism: Prunus armeniaca (apricot)
Lineage: Eukaryota; Viridiplantae; Streptophyta; Magnoliopsida; Rosales; Rosaceae
Source: the annotation of a GenBank genome assembly
AUGAACGGAGACAAAGCUAACAAUUACGAGGCCUCCUGGGCCGAUCAGUGGGAUUACAACAGCAACUCCUCCUACCCCGUCGUGGUCAAAGGCGGCGGAACCACCGCCAAGUACAAGCAAAAGGUCGGCGAAGGCCUCGUCAAAACAAAGGCGGUGGCUUCCACCGGCGCUAAAAAGGUCAAGGAAGGGGCCUCCGCUGGGUUUCAAUGGAUCAAACAAAAGUGCCAGAAGAAAUAG